AUGCAAACUCUUCUCAUCUUGGCCGUUUUCUGUGCUGGAGCCUAUGCCAACUUCGGAGAAGGAGGAAAGCAAGCCAUCGUCAAUCAUCACAAUAAUAAAUGGGAUGGAUCCCUCGAAUCCUCCGCCCAAGGAUACGCUAACACCUGCCCAACUGGACACUCCACAAUCCCAUCCAUCGGAGAGAACCUCUACUACUACUGGUCUGGAUCCGCCAUCUCUAACCUCGACCAAUUCGGAGGAAUGGCAUCGGCUGCCUGGGAAUCUGAAUUCCAGGAUUUCGGAUGGGGGUCCAACAAGUUCACCAUGUCUCUCGCCAACACUGGAAUCGGACACGCCACUCAAAUGGCAUGGGCAUUGACUGACAAGAUUGGAUGUGGAAUCAAAAUGUGUGGACCUGAUGCGUCGAAGGGGGGAAUGAAUCGAGUCGCUGUUGUAUGUCAUUAUAAGAUUCAAGGAAACUAUUUGUUUAAGACCAUCUACAACUCGGGAGCCACCUGCUCUGCAUGCCCAUCUGGUACCCGGUGCGAACAAUCUUCGGGACUUUGUGCUUAA
This is a messenger RNA of Caenorhabditis briggsae, 552 nucleotides long. The coding region runs from base 1 to 552 and encodes 183 amino acids. Lineage: Eukaryota; Metazoa; Nematoda; Chromadorea; Rhabditida; Rhabditidae. The record is from RefSeq and is a predicted model, not a curated record. The transcript is spliced from 3 exons.